Molecule: messenger RNA, 4651 nt
Organism: Synchiropus splendidus (mandarinfish)
Lineage: Eukaryota; Metazoa; Chordata; Actinopteri; Syngnathiformes; Callionymidae
Gene: pik3r4
Product: phosphoinositide-3-kinase, regulatory subunit 4
Biological process (GO): autophagy of peroxisome; macroautophagy; protein targeting to vacuole
Cellular component (GO): phosphatidylinositol 3-kinase complex, class III, type II; phosphatidylinositol 3-kinase complex, class III, type I; nucleus-vacuole junction
Molecular function (GO): protein binding; ATP binding; protein serine/threonine kinase activity
Source: RefSeq, a predicted model, not a curated record
GAACCAUAACAAUAGUUGGGUCAUGCUAACCGAUUAGCCGUGUCUCACUAUGUGACCAGGGUCCACGUCCGGAACAGUCUCCGAUUUACCUGCAGGUAUCGAGAUUGCCUUGAGGAUUACAUCAAAACGACGGGAUGUGAGGGUGUUGACGUCGUUUCGCAUUGUUUGCUGAGAACCAGGGCGACGUCGAUUGCCGUUAACUGGCUAAAGCUAAGACAACAACAACUAGAACAGCUGUGAGAAGAAGAGAUGGGGAACCAGCUGGCUGGCAUCGCCCCGGCCCAGAUUCUGUCGGUGGACAGCUACUUCUCCGACAUUCAUGACCACGAAUACGACAAGAGUCUGGGAAGCACUCGCUUCUUCAAGGUGGCGCGGGCGAAACACAGUGAAGGUCUUGUGGUGGUCAAAGUAUUCGCCAUCCAGGACCCAUCUCUACCGCUCACCAGCUACAAGCAGGAACUGGAGGAGCUGAAGAUCCGAUUGCACUCCUGUCAGAACUGUCUGCCCUUCCAAAAGACUUCUCUGACUGAGAAAGCCGCCAUCUUGUUUCGCCAAUAUGUCCGGGACAACCUGUACGAUCGGAUCAGCACACGACCGUUUCUAAACAACGUGGAGAAGCGGUGGCUCGCCUUUCAAAUUCUCAACGCAGUCGACCAGGCGCACAAGGUUGGUGUUCGCCAUGGCGACAUCAAGACCGAGAACGUGAUGGUGACAAGCUGGAACUGGGUGCUGCUCACAGACUUUGCAAGCUUCAAACCCACAUACCUGCCUGAGGACAACCCUGCCGACUUUAACUACUUCUUCGACACGUCCAGGAGAAGGACGUGCUACAUCGCCCCGGAGCGGUUUGUGGAUGGUAGCAUGUUCGCCACCGAGAGCGACCAGACAACUCCACUGGUGGACCUGACCAACAACAACCAGAGAAGCCGCGGGGAGCUGAAGCAAGCCAUGGAUAUCUUCUCUGCAGGUUGUGUGAUAGCAGAGCUCUUCAUGGAGGGAGUACCGCUCUUCGAUCUGUCUCAGCUUUUGGCAUACCGGAAGGGUCUUUUCCAAACUGACCACCUCCUCCAGAAGAUUGAGGACUGCAGCAUCAGGGAGCUGGUGGCUCAGAUGGUUCAGCGCGAGCCGGAGAAGCGUCUUACGGCGGAGGAAUAUCUGAAGCAACAGCGAGGGAAAGCUUUCCCAGAUAUCUUCUACACGUUCCUGCAGCCUUAUAUGGCUCAGUUUGCCAAAGAAACCUUUCAGUCUGCUGAUGAGCGAGUACUCGUCAUCCGCAAAGACCUGGACAACAUUUUGCACAACCUGCGUGGCGGUUCCUCUCAGGAUGCGAGCGACGGUGUCCUGACCUCCAGGGAGGAGCAGGGCCUGAUGGUGUUGGUGUCAGUCAUCACCUCCUGCCUGCAGACGCUACACUCCUGCGACUCCAAGUUGGCAGCACUGGAGCUCAUCCUGCACCUGGCACCUCGACUCGGCGUGGACAUCCUGCUGGAUCGCAUCACGCCGUACCUGCUGCACUUCUGCAGCGACUCUAUGCCGCGUGUGCGAGCCCAGGCGGUGCGCACGCUGGCCAAAGUGCUGGCGCUGGUCAAAGAGGUGCCGCGGAACGACGUGAACAUCUACCCGGAGUACAUCCUGCCAGGCAUCGCACACCUGGCGCAGGAUGACGCCACCAUCGUCCGUCUGGCCUACGCAGAAAACAUCGCCCACCUGGCUGAAAGUGCACUGCGUUUCCUGGAGUUAGUCCAGGAGAACAAUGUCAACACGGAGCAGGACAUCAGUGGAGAGGACUCGGAGGAAACCCUACACCCCAACGAGAACUACGACUCCGAACUGCAGGCGCUGCAUGAGAUGGUGCAGCAGAAGGUCGUGACGCUCCUCAGCGACUCAGAGAACAUUGUCAAGCAGUCACUGAUGGAGAACGGCAUCACCAGACUCUGCGUCUUCUUUGGCCGCCAGAAGGCCAACGAUGUGCUGCUGUCGCACAUGAUCACCUUCCUCAACGACAAGAACGACUGGCACCUGAGAGGAGCCUUCUUCGACAGCAUUGUCGGUGUGGCGGCGUACGUGGGCUGGCAGAGCUCAUCCAUCCUGAAGCCCCUCCUGCAGCAGGGUCUCAGCGACACAGAGGAGUUUGUCAUCUACAAAGCUCUCAACUCCCUGACCUGCAUGUGCCAGCUCGGCCUCCUGCAGAAGCCUCACAUCUACGAGUUUGUGGGCGACAUCGCUCCGUUCUUGUGCCAUCCCAACCUGUGGGUCCGUUAUGGGGCGGUGGGCUUCAUCACUGUGGUGGCGCAGCACCUCAACGUGGCUGAUGUCUAUUGCAAGCUGAUGCCACACCUGAAGCCGUUUGUCACGCAGCCCAUCAUCCAGAUCGACAAGGAGCUGGUGCUGCUCAGUGUGCUGAAGGAACCGGUCAGUCGGCCCAUAUUCGACUACACUCUGCGCUCCAAGGACAUCGGAAGCUUGUUCCGCCACCUGCUGCUGCGGCAGAAGAAGCGUGCCGCCUCCAUCCCUGAGUGCCCCGCCCCCGAGGAUGCCGCCAUCGCCCAGCUGCUGAAGAAGCUUCUCUCUCAGGGGAUGACUGAAGAGGAGGAGGACCAGCUGCUGGCGCUCAAAGACUUCAUGAUGAAGUCCAACAAGGCCAAAGCCAACAUGGGCGAGCAGACUCACUUGGGGGAGGCGGCCCAGACCGGCGUCAUUGACCUCGCCAUGCUUGGCAUCACUGGGCGCCAAGUGGAUUUGGUCAAACCCAAGACGGAGGUGGAGGACAGGAAAGCUCGGAAACACACCAAGCAAGACUCCACCAUGAACGAGGAGUGGAAGAGCAUGUUUGGAUCGCAGGAGCCAUCCAGCGCCCCGCCGGCCCCGGUGAGUGCAGAGGAGAGCAGAGAGCCACUCGACCACGCUCCAGUUUGCUUAAGCCUUUCUUCACAGGCUGGUGACGCUGCAUCAGCUCAGACGAAGAAGAGCUCGGUGACGCCGGCGGGUCCGCUGCUGCAGUCUGUGGCCAGCGGUCCGGCGUACCAGCGGCGCCUGAACACCUGCAAGGCGGAGCUACAGCAACUGGUGCAGCAGAAGCGUGAGCAGUGCAGCGCUGAGCGCAUGGCCAAGCAGAUGAUGGAGAGUGCUGAGUGGGAGAGUCGCCCUCCUCCACCUGGGUGGCACCCCAAAGGUCUGCUGGUCGCCCACCUGCACGAGCACAAAGCCGCCGUCAACCGAAUCAGAGUGUCUGACGAGCACGCCAUCUUCGCCACGGCGUCCAAUGAUGGCAGCGUGAAAGUGUGGGACAGCCAGAAAAUGGAAGGCAAGACCACCACCACGCGGUCGGUGUUGACGUAUUCGCGCAUCGGUGGUCACGUGAAGACCCUGACCUUCUGUCAAGGGUCGCACUAUCUCGCCGUCGCCUCCGACAACGGAUCCAUCCAGCUGCUCGCCGUUGAGGCCAACAAGCCUCCCAAGUCGCCCAAAGUGCAGCCCUUCCAGUCCAGGUCUCUGGACCUCCAGCAGGACGGCUCAGCUGUGGACAUCCACCACUUCAACUCAGGUGCUCAGUCGGUCCUGGCCUAUGCGACGGUGAACGGGUCCCUGGUGGGCUGGGACCUUCGCUCCAACAGCAACGCCUGGACGCUGCAGCACGACCUGAGACUGGGACUCAUCACGUCCUUCAGUGUGGACAUGCACCAGUGCUGGCUGUGUCUAGGAACCAGCAGCGGCACCAUGGCCUGCUGGGACAUGCGCUUCCAGUUGCCUAUCUCCAACCACACACACCCGGCAAGAGCGCGAGUACGGCGCCUGCUCAUGCACCCGCUCUACCAGUCAUCCGUCAUCGCAGCUGUCCAGGGGAACAACGAGGUGUCGAUGUGGGACAUGGAGACCGGAGAUCGGAAAUUCACUCUGUGGGCGAGUUCUGCCCCGCCUCUGUCCGAACUACAGCCGUCUCCUCACAGCGUCCACGGGAUCUAUUGCAGUCCUGCUGACGGGAAUCCUCUGCUGCUGACCGCCGGUUCUGACAUGAGGAUCAGGUUCUGGGACUUGGCGUACCUGGAGAGGUCGUAUAUCGUCGCAGGCGGAGCCAAUGACUCGCUGCAUUGCCCGUCAGUUCUCUACAGCAGGAAAAUCAUAGAGGGAACUGAAGUUGUUCAGGAGAUCCACAGUAAGCAGAAGAGUGGCGUCGUAGAGGACUCGCCGCGGCGCGGCCCGGAGUCUCUCCCCGUGGGACACCAUGACAUCAUCACCGACAUCGCCACCUUUCAGACGACCCAGGGAUUCAUUGUGACAUCGUCCAGGGACGGAAUCGUCAAAGUCUGGAAGUGAGGACGGCACCACCAAGUGUUGGCGCUGAACUCUUGAGACAGAAACUGGUGGUUUGAUUCCACCAUCAGGUUGCAGACUCUGCUUUCCCGACUGUUGAUUAACAAAUGAAGUUGUUCCUUGAAGCUGUUACAAACGUUUUACGUUUCUGCCGAAGUGACUUGUCGCCAAUGUAGAUCUUCACGACAGGCUGCAAACUCAAGCUGAUGUACACCAACUAUAAUGUCAUCGACCAUGUGCUCAGCCACGCCCACUUCCAUUUGCCUGAUCAUUAAUAUUGUAAAAUAAUAACAAUUGUAAUGUUUAAUCUUUAUGGACUCAAAAGUCCCACCUCAAUAAA